UAUACAAUAAACGAAAUCAAACAAUUCAUAAAAUAUAUCUACCUAAACAGUCCAGUCGAAAAUUGGACGCAUUUGAAAGUAUUGGAGAUUUGAGUAUUAAGCGCAGUGAAAAUGCCAGAGGAAGUUGCUGAAAAGGAUAGGCCGUCCUAUUCGUUCUUCUUUGGAUCGAUGGGAGCGGCAUCGGCCAUCAUUUUCUCGGCCUUGGGAGCAGCUUAUGGAACUGCCAAGUCGGGAACCGGAAUCGCAGCCAUGGCCGUGAUGCGACCCGAGCUGAUCAUGAAGUCGAUCAUUCCGGUGGUGAUGGCCGGCAUCAUUGCGAUCUACGGCCUGGUUGUCUCCGUUUUGAUUGCCGGUUCUUUGUCGGACACCUAUACCAUUCGCAAGGGGUAUAUCCACCUGGCCGCAGGACUUUCCGUUGGAUUUUCUGGACUGGCGGCGGGCUUUGCCAUCGGCAUUGUCGGAGAUGCGGGGGUGCGGGGCACCGCCCAGCAGCCCCGCCUCUUUGUGGGCAUGAUCCUGAUCCUGAUCUUCGCCGAGGUCCUGGGACUCUACGGACUGAUUGUCGCCAUUUACCUGUACACCAAGUGAAAACAAUCUUUAUUGCCUUUAAAUAAUACCACAUAUUUUAUAUAUGUGGACCAAUUAUU
Messenger RNA from Drosophila rhopaloa, 647 nucleotides. It is a transcript of the gene Vha16-3, whose product is annotated as V-type proton ATPase 16 kDa proteolipid subunit. The transcript has 2 exons. The coding region runs from base 112 to 588 and encodes 158 amino acids. Gene Ontology annotation, cellular component: proton-transporting V-type ATPase, V0 domain. NCBI's taxonomy places the organism in Eukaryota, Metazoa, Arthropoda, Insecta, Diptera, Drosophilidae. Gene Ontology annotation, biological process: proton transmembrane transport. Gene Ontology annotation, molecular function: proton-transporting ATPase activity, rotational mechanism. The record is from RefSeq and is a predicted model, not a curated record.